AUGACCACCUCCAUCGAGCAAUUGAAUAUCCCCAACCUCCUCCUCACCGACACCCCAUCUCCAACCAUCACAUUCGAACCCUUCACGCUCCCCCCGACCAACCAACGCAUUCUCGGCCCACCGCAUCCCAGCAACACCGUGAUCCCCCUAGCCCUACGCCCAACAGAGGACAGUAAACAGUCCCUCACUCUCGACGCCAUCAUUUCCACAAUUGAAACCCUACAAUCGCGCGAUCAAGCCUUCACCAAAUACCUCGCGCGCCACGGAACCCUCCUCUUCCGGGACCUCCCAAUCCACAACGCGGACGACUUCAGUAGAUUCGCCCACGCCUUCGGGUACAAGCCGCACGAGAUCAUCGGCAUCGUAGUCGAUCGCCCCGUACUCGCCCCGAAUGUAGCCCCCGCCAACGAGGCACCGAAAGAAGUGCAGAUCUAUAACCACAACGAGUCGCCGCAGGUUCCGCAUGCGCCGGAGUAUAUCUUCUUCUAUAACCAGCACGCUCCGGCGAAGGGCGGGGAAACGCCGAUUUCUUCGUCGUUGGAGUUGUUCCGGCGUGCGCAGGCGGAAAUACCCGAGUUUGUGGAUGAGCUUGCUGAGAAGGGCGUUCUGAGUCGGGUGGUCUACAAUUUUGACAAGCAGUAUGAGGGCGGGUCGACGUUGCGCCAGGCAUUCGGGAAAGAGAUCCAGGAUGGGGACGAUGAAGAGACGAGGCGCAGGAAGAUCGAAGCGCAGAUUGCCCGGUAUGGUCGUGGGGGCCAUACGACGUGGGAAUGGACCGAGACUGGGAUCGUGCUUACCCAUCGACUGCCGGUGAUUCGGACGCAGCCGGGGACGAAUCUGCCCACGCUGUUUACUGGCCUGGCGGCGUACUAUAAGAGGUUACAGGCAAAUGACCAGAGGAAGAAUGUGACGCAUCAGCUCUAUGGUGAUGGGACACCUAUUCCGGAAAAAUACCUGGCGCAUUUAGCCAAGAUUACGGAUGAGAUUAGGGUGCUGCAUCGGUGGCAGGAGGGGGAUGUAUUGGUUUUUGAUAAUAUUAUUGCACAGCAUGGGAGGGAGCCAUGGGAAGGGGAGCAGACGGAUCGUGUGGUGCUGGCAAGUUUAUUCGACGGGCCCUCCGUGCCCGGUGCUUAUGGAUUUGGGGAUUGGGCACAGGUUGUGCAGGCACUUGAUGGGUAG
This is a messenger RNA of Aspergillus pseudonomiae, 1179 nucleotides long. RefSeq lists its product as uncharacterized. Gene Ontology annotation, molecular function: oxidoreductase activity. The transcript has a single exon. The record is from RefSeq and is a predicted model, not a curated record. Lineage: Eukaryota; Fungi; Ascomycota; Eurotiomycetes; Eurotiales; Aspergillaceae. Bases 1 to 1179 code for a protein of 392 amino acids.